AAUGUUCGUAUGGACUUCGUGAAAUGUUCGUUGUUGCCGAGCUAGAUCCAGUUCUCUUACAUAGUAGAAGAAUGAGUCGAUUGCGUCAACCACCCUUUCACUGCGUAAUCCGGUAGUCAAUUGUGUUAAGUCUAUGUUUCGUUACGGGCUUCUAGUUCUUUCACCUUCGUGCCUCAGGCGUAAAUUGCCCGCUCUUUUGACCCAAGUUUCGCAAGAAGUUAACGGAGUUCUUUAUGUAGAUAUCUACGAACCUGAUUUUGUUGUCCAACGCGUUCGCAGUUUGUACGAGCUGUUGGUUCAUGUUUAUGGAACCGGCUCUUCCAAAAUCGGGGAGCUGGAUGUCCGAGUUUUACUACCUCGAACUUUGACCGCUAAUGAUGGUUGUACUGAAGAAGUAAGAAAUCUCGUCAAGUCGCCCGAGGUUGCUUUCGUUCGCGAUGUGUUUGAAAACGAUCAAUCGAAAGUUGGUCUUUUGAAGUUCAAGAAAUGGUUGACGAAACGUUUUCAGUUCUCCGAUCUCGACGGAAAGCUCAAGUAUUUGAAACUUGGAGAUGAGCUUAUUAGCGAGGGGGAAGUACAAAAGCAGCUCGGUAAUGAUCUGAAUGAUACAUGUCUACAGACUUACAAACAAGUGGUCCUCGGUGGAACGUUUGAUCACAUGCAUUCUGGUCACAGGUUGCUUCUGGCUGUUGGUUCUUUGCUUUGCGAACAGAGAAUCACCAUUGGUCUUAGCGAGGGACCUCUUCUGGAAAAGAAGGUCUUAAAAGAACUCAUCGAACCUUUCCAGGAUAGAAAGAGUAACUUGCAAGAGUUUCUUAAGGACGUAAAGCCAGGUUUGGAACACAACAUCAUACCACUGACUGACCCUGUUGGUCCAGCAGGAACUGACCCAGAAUACCAGUGUCUCAUCGUUAGUAAGGAAACAGAGAAAGGAGGAUUUGUGGUGAAUGACAUGCGUGAGAAAAAGGGUUUGAACCCACUUGAUGUGCAUGUGAUUGAUGUUGUCAUUGAAAAAGACAUGGAGUCAAACCAGGGAAGACACCACCAUGGAGAAGAGAAGAUGAGUUCUACCAUGGAAAGACAGAAAUUAUUGGGAAAACUUUUACAACCUGUUGCUAGGAAAGAAAGAGCACAUGGGCACCCUUAUGUCAUUGGUCUAACAGGAGGGAUUGCUAGUGGAAAAUCAUCAGUCUGCCAAAGGCUCAGAGGCCUGGGUGCCGCAGUCAUUAGCUGUGACCAGUUGGGACAUCAGGCAUACACACCAGGGAAGAAGGCUUACAAAGAAAUUAUUGAGAACUUCGGAAAUGGAAUUCUGACUGAGGAAAAGAACAUCAACAGAAGGGCUCUGGGCUCUGUUGUUUUUGCUGACAAGGCCAAGCUCACAUUGCUAAAUCGCAUCGUCUGGCCAGAAAUUUUGUUACAAGCCCAAGCAGAAAUUGCAAGAUAUGCAGAAGAAGGUUUCAAGGUUUGCAUCUUGGAUGCUGCAGUUCUUUUGGAGGCUGGCUGGGACAAAGCAACUGAUGAAGUAUGGGUGACAUUUGUCCCAGAAAAUGAGGCUGUGACGCGCAUUCUUUCAAGAGAUGGCAUCUCAGAAGAACAGGCUCUCAACAGAAUUAAAUCCCAGAUUAGCAAUGAAGAAAGGAUGAAAAAGGCAAAUGUUGCCAUUUGCACUUUGUGGGAACCUGAGUUUACUCAAGAGCAAGUUGAGAGAGCCUGGAGAAGUUUGAUUGAAAGGAUUUAAAUCAUUUCAACACUGUCUGUUGUCUGAUUUGGAGGACUCCCAAAAAAGUACUAGCAUUUUAUUCCUCCUUACAGUAAUCUUGCUGAAUCUUUUAUUAACAUCAGGAUAAUAAAAUAAGUGGUUGUUAAUCUAAGAAGCUUAGAUUUUUAAAUGAAGUCUUGUUAUUAGUACUUAAAGGAAAUUUAUAGAGAAGUGUGAAGAGAAUAUGGAUUCUCAUGUUAGGAAGUAAAGGGUUAAUAUUUUUA
Pocillopora damicornis (cauliflower coral) is the source of this 1986-nucleotide messenger RNA. Its product is annotated as bifunctional coenzyme A synthase. Lineage: Eukaryota; Metazoa; Cnidaria; Anthozoa; Scleractinia; Pocilloporidae. The record is from RefSeq and is a predicted model, not a curated record. Gene Ontology annotation, molecular function: ATP binding; dephospho-CoA kinase activity. Gene Ontology annotation, biological process: coenzyme A biosynthetic process.